AGGGGGCGCGGCGGCGGCGCGGCGGCCAUGUCGGAGCUGGCGCGGGAGGAGCUGUCGGCGCUCGCCGCCAUCUACUGCGAGCCGGGCGCCUGCGAGCUGCUGGCGGCCUCAGAAACUCAUGGAAUUUCAUUUAGAAUUCAAAUCAGUGUGAAAGAACUGCUGGAUACAGAUGUACUUUUAAAGCUAUUAUUUCAUUUACCAGUCAAUUACCCAUCAACUCUACCGGAUAUUUCUGUUAACUCAGACCAGCUUACAAGGGCCCAGUGUAUGGAUGUGAAAGAGAAAUUACUUGAACAAGCAAAGCAGCAUCUUUCUGAACCCAUGGUACAUGAUCUGAUUCUUUGGGUACAGCAGCAUCUUAAAGAUGUCAUUAAGCAAUCAGCAACAGUUUGCAAUGAAAAAACUACUUUGUCAAAAGAAACAGAAGAUGGUAUCUGGAUGCUCCUUUUGCAUUUAGAUCACAUGAGAGCAAAGGCAAAAUAUGUGAAAACUGUGGAAAAAUGGGCUUCAAAUCUAAGGCUGACUGGAAGACUGAUGUUCAUGGGCAAGAUAAUAUUGAUUCUUCUUCAGGGUGACAGGAGCAGCAUUAAGGAGUACUUGAUUCUUCAGAAAACUUCUAAAGUAGAUGUGGACUCAAGUGGAAAGAAGUGCAAAGAGAAAAUGAUGAGAGUACUAUGUGAGACAGAAGUAGAGUCAGAGCAUAAAAGGUUUCAGACGUUUGAAGUCAAAGAAUAUUCAACACCAGAGGAGCUACAAAAGGAAUUUGAAACUGCAGGACUUGCAGCUCUUUUCUCUGAGUUUGUGCCUCCUCUCUUAAAAUAAAACUAAAAGAAACCACUGGACCUUUGACCAAAGCAGUAGUUGACUGCAGAUGCUGAUGGAAGAUAAGAGGACUAAUGUGGCAGAACAAUGUUGAAGCUUUUCUACAAAAAAUACCCGUAGCAGUCAUCCUUUUGCAAGAAGAAAGCAAUUAAUACAUCAAGAACUGAUAAUUUUUUGACAGUUAUGUAUUAAUAACUUUUUUCCAAACAAUGUAAUGUUGCUUGUGAUAAUUGCAUGGCAAGCAUGAGAUUGGGAGGAAGUAAUGUUAAAAAAAUAGUCUUCUAGCCAGACUCUGUUUUAUAGUCCCUGUUUUUCAAUGUCUUAUUUCUUCACUCUCAUGGUAGAAUUUGUUGUUAAAGGCAUGUUAGCAUGAUUAAUUUUGCUUUGGAAGACUGAAAAUAUUUCCAUAACGAAACAUAGUGGACACACAUUUGAAUACGUGAGGACAGCAUAUACUUAAUAUCCCUUAGGAGUUAAUCUGCUAAUUUUUUGUUCUCCCUGUAAUUGACUAUAAAUGCUAGAUGGUUGAUUUGAAGAAAAAGCCCAUGUCACUUGGGGCCUGAAAAAACUUUGAAGUGUCUUUUUGAAUAUAAGUUUUUAUUCUAAAAUUUAUAAAAACACCCACAUGGAGGAUUUAAAUUGAUAAAAAGCUGAGGUAAAGCCAAUUGUAAUAUUUUCUUUGAUAGUUUGCAGAUGUCUUCUUGCACUUUCUCUGGUUUUACUGUCUGUUUGGCUUUAGAUACCUUGCUUCAAUUAAACUGUUGGAGCAGUAUAUACAAACUUCAGUCUUCUAUCUUUCAAGGCUUCUGCCAAGUUCUUUUUGUAAGUUUGUUUAUUUUGGUGUUUUUGGAUUUGUCACUGACCUUGGCCGACCUGCAAUUUUUUUUUUAAACAGUAGUCUGUGUUUUACAUCUGUAUAGUGUUACAAAUUAUAUGCAUAAUUUUGUGAAUUGUGAAAGUUGUGCAAGUUCUGUUUACUUAGGGAGGACUGUAUACUUAUUUAUUACAAUUAUUAAUGUCUGUCCUUUGGUUUCUAUUUUACCUGAAACCAUUCUCUAACAAGACUAAAUAAAUUAUCCAGUAAUAAAAAUUUUACAAUCAUGAAUUUCUGAGUAACUAGCAGUGCCAUUUGCCAUUUCAGUUGGCUUUAGCACGCAGAUUAACAUGUGCUUUACUGCUCUCUAAAAUUUAGUUGCAGAAGCCAAAUGUCUCAUGUAUUCUGUAAUUAAACAGAUUUGAUCAAUUCAGUAUAAACUAAUUUAUUUCCAUUGUACUGGGUGAAGACUAGUACAAUUUGUUUAGCUCUGAAAGUGGUUUGGCAAAUCAUUAUGUAAGAUCUGAUUUCCUGUUUCAUGCUCAGACCAUGAGAUCAUACCUCUUUCUUUAUAUAUUCUAGAAAAGCAACUAAAUCAGACUAGGAAGAUUUUUAUAUUUUACUGUUUGAGAUAUCAGCUGCAUAAAAGGUGGUAAAUUGUUUGAAAGUUUCUGAAGUUUUGCAGGAUUUUGGUAAUUUUCCUAAUACAGAAUGUCUCAAAUAUAUAUGGUGCAUGUUGUUUUAUGCACUGAUGCUAAUUUAAUGAGAUAGUAGCAAAGUUCUUCUUAAUGAGUAUUUUAUGUUUACCACAUACAGUACUUCAGGCUCAGUAGAAAAGAGUCUGGGUUGAAUGGGUUUUGCAAAUCUGUUCUAUAUUAUUUUGAAAUGGCUUCCUUAGAGACAGGAACUCUAAUUUUCUAUCAUUUUAAGUGCAUGUGAAGAUGAAUUCUUACUUUUACAAAGAAGAAUAAAAGAGAAGUGUCUUUAAAAUAUUAAAAUAACAUGUAUUUUAAAUUACAGUUUCCAGAAUCAAGCUGUUCUGAAAUAAAAUAUUUGUUGAAAAAUUG
Messenger RNA from Oenanthe melanoleuca, 2703 nucleotides. It is a transcript of the gene RWDD3, whose product is annotated as RWD domain containing 3. NCBI's taxonomy places the organism in Eukaryota, Metazoa, Chordata, Aves, Passeriformes, Muscicapidae. The record is from RefSeq and is a predicted model, not a curated record. Gene Ontology annotation, biological process: positive regulation of hypoxia-inducible factor-1alpha signaling pathway; positive regulation of protein sumoylation. The transcript has 4 exons. Gene Ontology annotation, molecular function: protein binding. The coding region runs from base 28 to 822 and encodes 264 amino acids.